Scleropages formosus (Asian bonytongue) is the source of this 2262-nucleotide messenger RNA. It is a transcript of the gene slc35a5, whose product is annotated as solute carrier family 35 member A5. NCBI's taxonomy places the organism in Eukaryota, Metazoa, Chordata, Actinopteri, Osteoglossiformes, Osteoglossidae. Gene Ontology annotation, cellular component: Golgi membrane. Gene Ontology annotation, molecular function: pyrimidine nucleotide-sugar transmembrane transporter activity. The transcript is spliced from 4 exons. Bases 959 to 1891 code for a protein of 310 amino acids. The record is from RefSeq and is a predicted model, not a curated record. Gene Ontology annotation, biological process: pyrimidine nucleotide-sugar transmembrane transport.
UAACGCUGGUGCCCGUAGCUCCUGGGUUGUGGAUCUGGAUGCGGGUUCGAAGUCAGUUCAGUUUGUGUGGAGUUUGCAGGUUCUCCCCAUGUCUGUCUGUGUUUCCUCUAGGUGCUCUGGUUUCCUCCCACAGUCCAAAAUACACUUGUUUCUCAUGGAUCGGUGACUCUGGAUUGUCUAGCAUGUGGGAGAGACCGAGCCUGUGCAUUAAUGCACUAUGAUGGACUGGUGUCUUAUCUGGGGUGUACCUGCCGUCAUGCCACAUGGUUUCGGGAUAAACUCCGGAUACCGUGACCCUGCUGUGGAUAUGUGGUUAUUAGUGAUGGAUGGAUGAAACCAGCAGUCUGUGCACAUAUGUUCUCACAUUUGUUUUAUUAUUUCUAUAUACAUGCUGCCUGAAAAUAUUUGAACCCUGUAGGGAUGGUCGUUAUUCUUGUAGAAAAUAUUAAAACAAGCCUAUAAAAUCCAGACCUUAAAUCUUAAUAAUUAAUUCAUUUUUAUAAGUUUAUGGUUUACACACCUGGUUCUACUUACCUACUUGGUUUAACCAAUGCAACUUGGUGUUCACUUACAUUUCCACCUGCACUACUUCAGUGUUCUUGCUACACACAUGAUUUCCUCUAAAUGAACAAAUGGAAUUUGUAAAUACACACCUGUUGCAUCAGAUGAGUCUCAUUAAAUGACCAUUUUGUGGUAAAACCAAGGGACGUGAGGGGUUCGCACGCUUUUAAGCAGCACUGUAGCAGAGAAGCAAUUGCUUUAUGUAAAAAAAAAAAAACAUUGUUAUGGCAUCUCUGUUGCAUGCUGCACUAUUGACUAUAUACAUUGUUAUGGAACAGUGUAAAUAUGCACUUACACGUUAAUUUCUUACAAUCUUGGUCUCUUUUUCAGAGGGAAGGUCUUAUAAAGAGCUCAGCUGCUCUUCUUGCGCCGACUUCCUGAACUACAUGAAGUGGCUAUGGCAGUUCUGUUUUCCAAUUUUGUCAUUCUGACCACAGCUCUACUGUUCAGAGUUGUGCUGAAGAGGCGCUUGUCCAUCGUGCAGUGGGCAUCCCUGAUGAUCCUCUUCCUGUCCAUCGUAUCGCUGACCACGGGUACGGGAGGCAGUCAGCACGUCACAGCUGUGCACGGCCUGCACGCGAGCCGCAUGUCCAGCCCGUCCAAUGGCUGCCUGCUGUUUGUGGAGACACAGCGGUGGAACCUCAGCGAGGCUGGUUUGGGUGGGGCUGGAGAAGUGGGCGUGGCCUUGCCUACGGGUGUGCAAAAUGGGACCCUGCCCCAUGAGCUGCAGAGCUUCGGACUGGGCCACGUGCUGCUGGUGCUGCAGUGCUUCAUCUCCUCCAUGGCCAACAUUUACAACGAGAAGAUCCUGAAAGAGGGAGAGCAGCUGACGGAGAGCAUCUUCAUCCAGAACAGCAAGUUGUACCUGUUCGGCGUCGCCUUCAACGGGCUCACGCUGACGCUGCACUCGGAGUCGCGUGCCGUCGCCCUGCACUGCGGCCUCCUCCACGGCCACAACGUGUACUCUCUGUCCCUGGCCGUGGUCACGGCCGCCCUCGGCCUCUCCGUGGCCUUCAUCCUCAAGUUCCGGGACAACAUGUUCCACGUGCUGACGGCGCAGGUCACCACAGUCCUCAUCACGGGUGUCUCGCUGCUCGCCUUCGACUUCCGGCCUUCGCUUGACUUCUUCCUGCAUGCCCCCGUGGUCAUGCUCGCCAUCUUUGUGUACAAUGCAAGCCGGGCGCGGGACCCCGAGUUUGCCCUGCAGCAGGAGAAGCUGCGGGUCCUCAACGGGGAGGUGUCUGAGCGCUCGCGCGGGGAUGGCGAGGAGCUCGAGAGACUAACAAAGGCUGACGUGGACAGCGAAUCAGAGGACGAGAAGUCUCUCUAACCGUGAGGCUCAAGAGGGCGCUGAAGGAGUAGUGCUCGGACCUGCGACUGCGUCAAGUGUCAUUUUUAGAAUCGUGUGAACACUUGCCUUAAUGUGCCUAUUUAAGGGACUAAGGAAGAGAAAUAUGAACAAACACCAUAAUUGUUGACAGGUAUUGUAAUGUGGAUGAGGGCUGCAGGGGGCAAGGUUAACUCAAGUGCCGUCUAAGUUCAGCGAAGCGAUGGGGGAGCGUCAAGUCUGAAUGAUUUGCUGCAGCUCGACUGCAACAAAUCAUUCAAAUACUCCCAAAUACUUACUGUUUAUAUAAUAAGUAGUUUUUUCUACUAAGGUAACCUUGUCUAAGGCAUAACAUUUUCCAGGCUCAAAAACGG